AGGCUCCGACUGCGUGUCCCGCCUCGGGCUCGCGCUCCGGUUCGGCGCCGGCCCGGACCCGCUCGGCUCGGGCCACGCGGCGCCCAGGCCUGCGGAGGAGCACAGACUCAGACCCCGUGGACUGUCUCUUCAUUCCUGCCUCGUGGAUCCCAGAGCUUACCGGACCCAGCGUGGAACAGCAGAGGUCGUGGACACCUGGUGGUCACUGGGCUUUCACGGUUCCAGGUGGGAGAGGCCCGGCCAGCCCAGAGGUCAGUGGUCACUGGGCCAUACCCGCUUCCUCCUGCAGGACACAGGCUUGCAUGAAGCCCUGGGGGCGAGACAGCUGGGCAGCAUGGAGGCAGACACACACCCAGCUGGCCCCGCGGGGGUGAAGACCUCUCCCACGGAGCCCUGAGCCGCUUGCAGCCCAGCAGUCCUCCAGGUAUUCGCUGAAUGGCCGACAUCCGACAACAUGCACCAGCAGUGGCUCCUCCUGGCCAUCUGCUUCUGGGUGCUCUUCAUGUUCAUGGUGGCCAGCAAGUUCAUCACGCUGACCUUUAAAGACCCCGAUGCCUACAGCACCAGGCAGGAGUUUCUCUUCCUGACCGCCGUGCCGGACUCCGGGGGGCUCCCAGGACAGAAGCCCUUCCUUAAGGACCUGAAGCCAACCGAGAAGCUGCCCUCGGCCAGCGUGCUCGUGCACCCGCUCGUCUACAUGGAGCGGCUGGAGCUCCUCAGGAACGUGUGUCGGGAAGAGGCCCUGAGGAACCUGUCGCACACGGUCGUCUCCAAGUUCGUCCUGGACCGGAUAUUCGUGUGUGACAAGCACAAGAUCCUCUUCUGCCAGACACCCAAAGUUGGCAACACUCAGUGGAAGAAGGUGCUGAUGGUGCUCAAUGGAGCAUUUCCUUCCAUCGAGGACAUCCCUGAGAACCUGGUCCACGAUCACGAGCGGAACGGGCUCCCUCGCCUCUCGUCCUUCAGCAGAGCGGAGGUGCAGAAGCGCUUGAAAACAUACUUCAAGUUCUUCAUCGUCAGGGAUCCCUUCGAGAGGCUGAUCUCGGCCUUCAAGGACAAGUUCGUCCACAACCCCCGCUUCGAGCCUUGGUACCGGCACCUCAUCGCCCCCGGCAUCAUCAGGAAGUACCGCCGGAACCGGACCGAGACCAGAGGCAUCCAGUUCGAGGACUUCGUGCGCUACCUGGGCGACCCCAGCCACCGGCGGCUGGACCUGCAGUUCGGGGAGCACAUCAUCCACUGGGUGACGUACGUGGAGCUGUGCGCCCCCUGCGAGAUCACCUACAGCGUGGUGGGCCACCACGAGACCCUGGAGGACGACGCGCCCUACAUCCUCAGGGAGGCGGGCAUCGACCACCUGGUGUCCUACCCCGCCAUCCCCCCCGGCAUCACUGCGUACAACAGAACCAAGGUCGAGCACUACUUCCUGGGCGUCAGCAAGCGCGAUAUCCGGCGCCUGUACGCGCGCUUCGAGGGGGACUUUAGGCUCUUUGGGUACCAGAAGCCAGACUUCCUACUGGACUGACUGGGCCUGGCCCAGAGGGGGGUUCUGAACGAGCCUAGGUGUCUCCUGAGGGCUGCCGGUCGCCCUGUCCUGUGCUGCCUCCGCCUGCCCCUGUUCCUGGGCUUGGCCUCAGGCCCACGGGGAGGAAGAUGCAGCCCCUCAGCUCCCACAGCCCGACAGACGAGGCGUUGUCUGUGAGCUUGCCCUACUGGGCACCUGUGGGUGGCAGGAGCAGUGCCCAGUGCCCGCAGCAGAGACGGGCGGCUGGUGGUCUGCAGGGCCACGAGGCCGGCGGAAGACCCUGCCCCAGGGCGGUGCCAGCACAGGGGAACAUGCUUCCCUGGUGACAGGCCCCGAGCUGCUCAUCUGGGCUCUCAGGCCCGCCCGGGAAGGGCUCUUCCUGGGGCCUGGGAGAGAACAUGGCGUGGGGUUGUGGACGCCCUCCGACGGCCGUCCACCUCCUGUCCCCGUCCCCUCUGCCUGGCCGUGUGCCUCUCAUCUCAGCAAAUGUGGUCCCGCCAUCACCCACUGGAUCACGCCAUCAGCCGGCCCACAUGGCUGCGGGUGCGAUCACACUCACAGCAGCGAGAUCCAGGCUGGCAGCCACCACUCGCCCACCCGCCAGCACGUGGGCACCGGGGACAGGCCAGGCCCGGGGGCUCCUCCUCACAGCCCAGUGAUGUGAGGGUGCCAGGGAAACAAGUUUACAGAAUGUGCCAAGCCUGAGGGGCCGCAGUCCCGGGCCAGUUCUGGGGGAUGCUGGCCGAGGGGGAGUGGGCAGAGGGAGGCAAGGAGGUGUCAGCGUGGCCCUGCUCCCCCCCUCCCCCCCAGCACGGUGGGACAUCUGAGUUGUUUUUCCAUAAAGUUUUGGCAAAGUCUUGUCAGCCAUUUCCUGGUGA
Sorex fumeus (smoky shrew) is the source of this 2403-nucleotide messenger RNA. RefSeq names its product carbohydrate sulfotransferase 10 (gene CHST10). The coding region runs from base 455 to 1525 and encodes 356 amino acids. Gene Ontology annotation, cellular component: membrane. The record is from RefSeq and is a predicted model, not a curated record. The transcript is spliced from 8 exons. Gene Ontology annotation, biological process: carbohydrate biosynthetic process; proteoglycan biosynthetic process. Gene Ontology annotation, molecular function: sulfotransferase activity. Lineage: Eukaryota; Metazoa; Chordata; Mammalia; Eulipotyphla; Soricidae.